GGUGGAGGCUCCGACUCGGUGCGAUAAGUUCAGGCAUUGCCGCGUGUCGGCGCGACGCACGCGUCGCGGCGAUCUCGGUUCUUGGUGCGACGGUUGUUUUGGACUCGUUCUGUGCGGUACCCGGGAUCCCGAACUCUGACCCAGCCGGCAACGUGCUCGCGGAUGGCCGCCGAAAUUCUACGCCAAUCACGGGACCCGGACCAGACGGCACGGUAGGAGGGACCCAUCGGCAAGUUUCGCGACUAUCGGCGGACCUUCGAGAGAAGAGGAUCUGGAAAUUGAGACGCGAUGGUUCGGUCAGACGGUGGAACCUCGCCGACCCAGGACACGGGGGCCUCGCACGCUGAUGCUCUUCCGCUGGCUGCCGAUCGAGGAACCGCAUCUCCGAGACGCGCGACCCUUCACGCAGGGUAGGACUGCCCCACGGCCAACACCGCAAGCGGUCCGGCCGCGUCUGGCGGUGCCGCGAACGCGCGGACUGCGAGCCGUAUAUACCUAUACACAUAUGUACACGUAUACGCGUAUACGCUCGUAAUUGUCGGCGUGCGUGCACCCGCCAUCGGCGUGCCGGUGCAACUCUAAUUGCCACGUACGACACGUGACUCUCCGGACGCGACGACGUUUUUCAGCUGAAAUUAUACCUUCGGAAAUUAUACGGUCGCCGCCAACUCCGGCGGAUCGCGAUACCUCGGGAUGCGAGGGUGACAUGGCGGAGGGCUCGCCCGAGGAGGAGCAGAGCGGUACCGCCGCGCCAGCCUCGCCGCCUGCCGACCUACGCAUCCUGAACUGCACCCAACUAUCGCCUCCCUAUCAACACCAGAGGCUCCAGCACCGUCUGCAGCACCGACUUCAGCGUCGGCAGCAGUCCAACAUGCUGGCAGCAGCGGCGCCUCCACGGCAGCACGCCCACGGCGUGCCGUCCCACCGCAUCAAAGCCGAGGCCGAUGCAGACGCGUCCUGCGAUGCGCCGCUGAACCUUAAGAGCGAGGAUAGCGAUAGGAGUAGCGCUGGAAGUCCUGAACCAGGUUCGGGAGUGAUGCACGAACAUAGAGCGAUGAUGGGUGGUAUCGGAGAUUCACCCCGGAGGGAGCCAGGCACGCCGACCGAGGCCAUGGAUCAUGCAGCCAAGGCUGCAGCCCAAGCCCAGGCUCAGGCGCACUUGAACGGGACGAUGGCAGGCAUGGUGACGCUUCAAAACCUGCAGAAUCUAGCCAACCUGCAGAACCUGCCCCAGGUGGCCUCUCUGGCGGCAGGACUCCAAGGGAUGACGGCCGGCCUGGCCAACAGUCAGCUCAUCAACGCACCCCUGAACCUGACGGUCAGCUCAUCGGGAACGAUACCCACCGCCUCGAGCACGGCGGCUGGUCCCCAUGCACUGCCACCCAGUUCUGCGCCCAUGGCGACGCUGCCCCAGCUCCUGUCGCAGCCGCAGCCCGUGGCGAUGCCGCAGUUCAUCCUGACGUCCGGUCAGCUCGUGCAGGGGAUCCAAGGGGCCCAACUGCUGAUCCCGACCUCGCAAGGAAUCGCCACUCAGACGAUCCUGACCAUCCCCGUAAGCCACGUGACGAACAACCAAAUGGUCAACCUGGCCCUGAGCAACGGCCAAGUGGUGUCCACAACCCUGGCGAACUUGCAGUCCAUCGCCCAGCCGCAGAACCUGAUGAACCCCCCGCCCAGCAACGUUCCUACGAGUCCCGGCUUGGCGUCGAGUUUGGGGUUGAACCCUGCAGCGCUGCCCCAUCUGCUGGGCAAUGGGUCGGCAGGCCAGCAGCUGCUGAGUGCUAUGCAGCCUCAGCAGCUUCUUCAGGCUGCUCAGGCAGCUCAGGCUCAGGCACAGGCAGCCCAGGCUGCUCAGGCGGCCCAGGCUUCGCAGCAACCGCUGCUGACGACCUCCCCUCAGCAGCACGCUCAUCGACACGGUGGUUCUUCACAUCCAAACCAUUAUGCGCCCACUGACAAGCACCAUCGAGACAGACCGGAACAGUCAUCUCCGAUGAACGGGUCCGUGGUCUCUGCAGCAUCCGCCCUGAACAGGCUUGCCGCCAGCAACGGGGAGAUCACCAUCACGACGACCGGUGGCCACGGUCUGAGUGGUGGAACCACGGUCAAGGCGUCUCCCAGCAGCUUGCACAGCCCAAGGGACGAGGAGGACGACCUGCUCAGCGACUCUCCCAAUCAACCGACCAUCAACGAAGCCACCAACAACGUCGUCGACGGGAUAAACCUUGACGAGAUCAAGGAGUUCGCCAAGGCCUUCAAGCUGCGCCGACUGUCGCUGGGCCUGACGCAGACCCAGGUGGGCCAGGCCCUCAGCGUCACGGAAGGGCCGGCCUACAGUCAAAGCGCGAUCUGCAGUGCCCUGGCUACCCAGAUGUACGCUGCCUCGCAGAUAGCCUCUCAGCAGCAAGCUAUGUUCGAAAAACUGGACAUUACGCCGAAGAGCGCCCAGAAAAUAAAACCCGUCCUUGAAAGGUGGAUGAAGGAAGCCGAGGAGAGGUACAAGAGCGGCGCCAACCACCUGACCGACUUCAUCGGGGUGGAGCCCAGCAAGAAACGGAAACGCCGAACCUCUUUCACUCCCCAGGCUCUGGAGUUGUUGAACGCCAACUUCGAAAGGAACACCCAUCCAUCAGGAAACGAGAUUACCACUCUGGCUCACCAGUUGGGCUACGAUCGCGAGGUGAUAAGGAUUUGGUUUUGCAACAAGAGGCAGGCAUUGAAGAACACCGUGCGGAUGAUGUCCAAGGGGGUGGUGUAAGAGGCCAAGAGUGGAGCCAUGGCGAAAACGAGUCACCGGGUCAGCGAGUGGCCAGCAGUUGUCCAUGGAGUGCUCGGUACCGGUCGAAGGCAUCGCAUUUCCGCCCGGGUGGGCUGGUCUUGAAGGCGCUGGCGCCGAUCGAUCCGACCGGUUGGUCGGACCAGAGUCCCCCACGGUCGAAUCCGGAUAAAUCUGCGACCCGGAGAAGGUCUUUCGCCCCCAAACCAGACGCGUCAUCUUCGUGGUGCGAGCUGACGCGAGUUUUCGGGGAGUCGGGGCCUCGAGGGUCGUUUUCCUUGAACUUCCCCAGACAGUCCUACGGAAUUAUCCGGAUGGUCAUUCUCGGUAUACUCGGCAAUGCUGUCCGAAGACCUUGAGGUCGCGGAAGAGCGACUGCGCGUGCAUGCGAGCGAUCCAGGGAUCGUGUGGUGCGGAAGACGGCUUUCUCUCUCUUUUGCGCACGCUUUCUCCUAUGGCCCCCCUCGCGGGACACUCCCUCGCAGGAAGUCGAAGUCGGUGUCCGAUCGCCGACCAAACUUCUGCUCGGGCUGAGAGCAAUCGACUAGGCUGUAAUUAGAAUCGGAUGAACAGGGCGGAUGUGCGCGAGUGUGGGGGGGCACGAUGUACAUAUACACAGGCGUUAAGACACUUCCGUUAAUUUCACUAUCCUAGAUAAAACCGAUAGUCGGCUAAUUUAAAGGACCCUGAGAUCAUGACGAGGCUUACGCAGGUUACAAUUAAAGACCACUGUGUAUAAUAAUAGUUGCAAGUUCCCGGAGCAAGCGAGUGGUGGGUUUCGUUUCUAGCUCCUGCCGAGUUCACGCUGCGCCGAAGAGGAGCGCGCCCCGAAUUUAAAAUGGCGGUCGGCGAAGCGGUACCGCUUAGACGAGGCAUCUUGUUCUUUGAAACUGGCGAACGCUAAUGUCUACCCUUCUUUCACCGACGAUACCAUAUCCCUAGGGAAUGCAUUCGCGUUCGCCAGGAGAGGGUUUAAGCGGUCGUCGAAUUGUUUCAGGGAGCAACGACCGCUGAACCACGGUAGUUGGACGAGGAAAUGGCGACGAGGACGCGGAAUGGCGAUCGAAUCGGCCGAUUUUCUUGUUAGUUUGCACCGAUCGCCACCUUCCCGAGGUGUGACCUGGUCCAGGUGGUCCAAAAGUUGCCGCUGCGACACAUGAGCGGUUGCUCCGUUGCUCCCAGGGCGCACGGAUGAAACGCGUUCUCCAAACAGCGCUUUGGCGGAAGGUCUAUCUGCGCACACUCGGCAAGCGAUUUCCGACCUAGGAGACGCACACUCGGCUGCGGGCGGUUCAUCUUCCGUAGGAUUACGGUUACCCACACCCCUGGUUACAGAAAGAGAGAGAAAGACUCCCCACGGUACUGUUUUUGCGGAGCCGUUGUUCACUAGGUCUCGCUAUAAGCGAUUCAAAAUGGCGGCGCGUCUCGCGGGCGCCUCCACGGCCGGGGAGGCCUGCCAACUCUGCCGUAAAAUAAACGCGGGAGGACUUUUAGCCGCAGCUUCUAUGGUGAUAUACUCUGAAAAGCCGCCGCGCGGAAUGACGCGCCGAUCUCGCCGUUGGUCUCGAUUCGCCGGGAGGGAACUGUUUUCUUUUUAAACAUUGCCCAGCGAAACCAAAGUUCCUACUACGUUUUAUAAAGUGUAACCGAACCGCUAAACUUGGCAUGUAAAUAGGGUACGAGCCAGUAUUUGGAUGAGCAAUCUAACGCCGCUAAUGUCUACCGAGAUUCUGGCAGUCCGUCGUU
Molecule: messenger RNA, 4522 nt
Organism: Orussus abietinus
Lineage: Eukaryota; Metazoa; Arthropoda; Insecta; Hymenoptera; Orussidae
Gene: pdm3
Product: POU domain, class 6, transcription factor 1
Exons: 13
Coding region: 707-2758 (683 amino acids)
Biological process (GO): regulation of transcription by RNA polymerase II
Molecular function (GO): RNA polymerase II cis-regulatory region sequence-specific DNA binding; DNA-binding transcription factor activity, RNA polymerase II-specific
Source: RefSeq, a predicted model, not a curated record